Molecule: messenger RNA, 1349 nt
Organism: Opisthocomus hoazin
Lineage: Eukaryota; Metazoa; Chordata; Aves; Opisthocomiformes; Opisthocomidae
Source: RefSeq, a predicted model, not a curated record
CUACAAAAUAUACUGAUAAAGAUAAUGGAGGGAUGCUUGUAUGGUCUCCAUAUCAUAAUAUUCCAGAUGCCAAGUUGGAUGAAUAUGUAGCAAUAGCAAAGGAAAAACAUGGAUACAAUGUGGAACAGGCUCUCGGCAUGUUGUUCUGGCAUAAACACAAUAUUGAGAAGUCCCUUGCGGAUCUCCCUAACUUCACUCCUUUCCCUGAUGAAUGGACGGUUGAAGAUAAAGUCCUAUUUGAACAAGCAUUUAGUUUCCAUGGAAAGAGCUUUCACAGGAUCCAGCAAAUGCUUCCAGACAAGACUAUUGCAAGCCUUGUAAAAUAUUACUAUUCUUGGAAAAAAACUCGCUCUAGGACAAGUUUGAUGGAUCGACAGGCUCGAAAACUAGCUAAUAGAAAUAAUCAAGGUGACAGUGAUGAUGACGUAGAAGAAGCUCAUCCAAUGGAUGGAAAUGAUAGUGAUUAUGAUCCCAAAAAAGAAGCCAAAAAGGAGGGCAGUAAUGAGCAGCCUGUUCAGACCAGCAAAAUAGGUCUGGGUAGAAGAGAGUAUCAGAGCUUGCAGCAUCGCCACCACUCUCAGCGUUCCAAAUGCCGUCCACCAAAAGGCAUGUACCUGACCCAGGAAGAUGUGAUAGCUGUUUCCUGUAGUCCCAAUGCAGCCAACACAAUUCUUAGACAGCUGGAUAUGGAACUAAUCUCAUUAAAGCGACAGGUUCAAAAUGCUAAGCAAGUAAACAGUGCACUUAAACAGAAAAUGGAAGGCGGGAUUGAAGAAUUCAAACCUCCUGAGUCUAAUCAGAAAAUCAAUGCCCGUUGGACCACAGAAGAGCAGCUUCUUGCAGUACAAGGUGUCCGAAAAUAUGGUAAAGAUUUUCAAGCUAUUGCAGAUGUAAUUGGCAACAAGACUGUUGGCCAAGUGAAGAACUUCUUUGUAAACUACAGGCGUCGGUUUAACUUAGAGGAGGUAUUGCAGGAAUGGGAAGCGGAACAAGGAACCCUGGCUUCUAAUGGUGAUGCUUCUGCUUUAGGGGAGGACACAAAAAAUACUUCUAAUGUGCCAUCAGGAAAGAGCACUGAUGAAGAAGAUGAGGCACAAAGCACUCCGGCCACUCAGUGUUUAGGCCCUUCACCUCCAGCACAGGCAUCUGCUCCAGCACCUACCGCUCCCAUGGCAACUUUAAAUCAGCCGCCCCCGUUACUUCGUCCCAAAAGAAAGGAACAGGCUGAAGUCCCCGCUGGUGCUAGGCAGAAAUGGGAUUGUCGGACAAGAGCAAAGCCAGGGCAGAAGCAAACUUGUCGAAAUCGUUUGCUGGGAGAGGUGCGCUUCAGAGCGCAAAGGAAGCCGUAG